CAAAAAUGUUCAAAUAAAUUUUUACCUGCGAGACGGCCGACAAGAAGUUGCGCUUUCCAGGACCCGGGAGUUUAUUUUUCUCCGAGAGCUCGAUGGGGAUGGAGAGGGAAAGCGGCCGAUCUUGGGUGCGGUUGGUCUCCGCUGUUUUAAGGAUGAGACCGAUCGCAAUGAUUAGCUGGACAUUUAUAUUAUAAUUGUUGUUUUUCUUUUCUUUUAAUUUUACUUUUUUGUAUGAUAGGUUUAAUCGAAUGGUGUUGGUGAUUGAUGCUGUGAGGCUCGCUCGCUGCUCUUUGCUCUGUUGCAGUGGAGUCCGAGUCCGAGUCCGAGUACCACCGUGUGUUUAAUAAUUAAUUAGUCUAAGGGGGGGGCUUUCCCCAAGCAUCAUCCUCAAAUUCAGGCACGCUACAGUACUGUAUAUCAUCUCGAGAAAAUCUUCAAAUUUUUUCACUUGCUGUACUGGUAUUCAAUCCUCUUCUCAGAUCCCCAUUCCGCCAACCUCAAUUUUCUCCCUCGAAAUGGGGAGACAACCUCCAUAUCACAAUAUCAGCACGGUGGGGCAGUCUUGGCAGUCGUCCUCAAUCCCACCGUCAAUCCCCCCGUACGGUUGCACCUGGCACCGUUGAACCUCGAACCCUCACCCCCUACCGCAGCACCCAUUCCUGCUCCUGCUGUCAUCAUAUCAUACAUACCACUACGAGUAUCAAUCCUCACCACCACCACCAACCAUAUUCACCCCAUCCCUCCCUCCUUCCUUCCCAUUGACCACCAAUUUCCAGAAGACCCACCGGCCGAAAUGAGAUUAACAACCGAGCUCCUACAGGCCGCGCAUAGCUACCUCAACCCGCUCAACGACCGCGAAUUAGAUCUCCGAGGCCACAAGAUCCCCGCCAUCGAGAAUUUAGGUGUUGCUGCCACAAGACGCCAUAGACUUGACGGACAACGACAUCCAAGCCCUCGGAAACUUCCCCCUAAGCGAACGCCUGAAAACCCUCUUACUCGCGCGCAACCGGAUAUCCACCAUCCAGCCCACCCUCGCCGCCAGCCUGCCAAACCUAACCAUUACAGGAAGGUGAAGGAUGUCGAGAGGGAGGCUGCUGGUAGGUUGUUUGGGAGUGUGAGCGAGCCAUCAGCUUUGGCUGCUAGGAUUAUGGGAAUCAAGUCAAGGACUUUCGACAUUAGCGAGCCGUUGAAUGGUGGGCAGAAGGAAUACACUGUUAGGUUGAGUGCUGCUGAGAGGAAAAGCAUUGAGGCGAGGAUCAGAGCUGCAAAGAGCCUAGAGGAGGUUGCUAGGUUGGAGAGGGAGCUUCGGGAAGGUCUUCAAUCUUCGGGAGAUGCUAUGGAGGAGUAGUGGAUAAUCAACUUACCUUUACCACUCAUGUAUUUCUUGUCUAGCUUCGAAGGCCUGAAAAAAAAAAACUCCCCGUUUCCUUCCUC
Molecule: messenger RNA, 1434 nt
Organism: Tuber melanosporum (Perigord truffle)
Lineage: Eukaryota; Fungi; Ascomycota; Pezizomycetes; Pezizales; Tuberaceae
Exons: 5
Coding region: 794-1348 (184 amino acids)
Biological process (GO): mRNA splicing, via spliceosome
Cellular component (GO): U2 snRNP
Molecular function (GO): U2 snRNA binding
Source: RefSeq, a predicted model, not a curated record